AUGUCAGACCCCCCCAACAACACCCAAACCACGUUUAGUGGCGGCGACCCUCCUGCCGACAAUAAUUAUACCGACAAUAAUAAUGAACAGACUAAUAUUAAUGAUAUGCAAAAAAUUAUUGCUGUUGAACUGAAGGAGAAAGAAAGUUCUCAUUCCAGAGGACCUCAUUCUCAUGAAGCUCAUCACAUCAAACCCUCGACAAAAAUCCAAAAAAAUAAUGAAAAACCAGACUCCCAUAAAAAAAUUGAAACUAUCCACAAAAAGCUUGAAUCGAAUGAUAAGCAUAAUGCUUCUUCAAACCACGAAACCCCCGUUGAAACCCCUAUUGUGAAUGUUGGUCCAACCUUGAACCCUACCUUUGACUCUUCACCAGAUGGUGGUGAUGUGGAAAUUGACGCAACACCAUCACGUGACAUGGAUGUUCUCAUGCCGGAUGCAAAUCCAUUUGGUGAUAAUUCUGAAGCCUGGGAAUACAUCUUAAAACUUAAGGAUGUAUUUCUGGUUGAAUUGUCUAUUGUUAAAGAAGACUUGAGUAUUACAAUUGAAGAUUGGGAAAUAAAAUUUCAAAAUCUUGAACUUAAAAACAAUGAGUUAGCUAAACAACUCAUUGCUUUGACCGAAAAGCUUAAAGCUUCAGAAGGACAAGUGAAUUCUCUUCGCUCAGAACUUGAUGUUUUGAGAAACAAUCAGGUUCACACAGAAGUUAAACAUGUAAUGUUUGAAAAACUUAAAAAGGAAGUUAAGGAUAAUAAGGAUCAUUGCGAUAAACUACGCAAAAAGGAAAUCAAGAGUGCGGUAAGAAAAGUCGACACUUUGCCUUUUGCUUUGACCCCUAAAACUCCAAAUGGAGCAACUCCAAAGUUGAAAGACAUUAUGAAGGCUCAAAAACAACACCGUGAAACUAAAGUUGAUGAAGACAAACCCACUUUUAGAGUGUGCAUAAGAAUUCCAGAUACCAUGAAAAGAGUUAAUAUCCCUGCGAUUGGAAAGAAAAUUGAUGCGGUUGCACAAAAGCCGGUGGCUCAGGAAAUAGGCUAUACUGUCAAAGGGCAUUUAUAUGUUCAACUUAAUGACAAAGAUUUUGCUGAUAAAGCUGCAGAAUGGAUCCCCAAAGUUGACCCUACUUAUUCAGUGCUUGACACAGAUUCUUGGUACAAGGCUGUACUUCAGGAAAUACCUAAUACGGCAUCGAUUGAAGACUUGAAAGAAACUCUCUACAAUUUUAAUGAUUACCAUAUUGUUUUGAAUACCGAACCCAAAAUCAUUAGCAGAAACCAAUUUACCCAAACAGCAUUGGUUUCAUUCAGAAAUGCCCAAGACUAUGCAAAGUGUGCUGAUAAUCUUAUUAUCCAGUACACAAAAGUUAAAGUUAGACCUUUUAUUAGCAGAAAAAAAACUCCUGAAGAACUCCAAGCUAUGCGUAAUAAGAUACGAUUAUUGAAAAAUGAAUCAGACAAAAAGGAUAAUGAGGCCCAUCCUGUUUCCACUGACGACUCACAAGAUGAACCGAUGAAAGAAACAAAUAUUGAGGAACUAGAUGAAUCCAAUGAGGAAGAAAACGAAAACAAUUCUAUUACAUCUAAUGAAUUAUAA
Molecule: messenger RNA, 1593 nt
Organism: Magnusiomyces paraingens
Lineage: Eukaryota; Fungi; Ascomycota; Dipodascomycetes; Dipodascales; Dipodascaceae
Exons: 2
Coding region: 1-1593 (530 amino acids)
Source: RefSeq, a predicted model, not a curated record